Toxorhynchites rutilus septentrionalis is the source of this 2102-nucleotide messenger RNA. RefSeq lists its product as uncharacterized. Lineage: Eukaryota; Metazoa; Arthropoda; Insecta; Diptera; Culicidae. The transcript has 6 exons. Bases 193 to 1044 code for a protein of 283 amino acids. The record is from RefSeq and is a predicted model, not a curated record.
UGGUGAGAGACUGUGCUGACCACAGACGGUACACUGCGGCCGCCAAUGCUGCAGCCGAUGUGGUCCGCCACCAAAGGGUUAUACAAUUUUUGGCAGCCGGUUUAUGUCGGUGGUAUAAAACCGUUGACAGCGUCGUGAUCCGCUAUCAGUGUGAUUAGUAGCUUCGUUGAGACGUGCAGCGCACACGCGACAAUGAAGGUUUUUGUGGUACUCUUCGCCUUCGUGGCAUGCUCCUCGGCGACACUUGAUUUACUGUUCGGUGGGGGUGGUGGAGGAGGAUUAGGAGGUGGGGGUUUAGGUGGACUCUUCGACCUAGAAGGUCUUCUAGGAGGAUUGCUUGGUGGUGGAAGAUCGGCUCCUCCCCCACCUAGGCCAAUUUAUAGUGCACCGCCCAGACCAAUUUAUGGCCCACCACCACCGCCACCACGUCCCAUAUAUGGACCCCCACCGCCACCACGACCGGUUUAUGGUCCUCCACCACCGAUUCACGGACCACCGGUGCCACCACCAAGGCCAAUCUAUGGACCACCGCCACCACCAAUUCAUCCACCACCAGUGUAUGGACCUCCACCACCACCACCGCCACCUCCAGCAGUUUUCAAACUAUUGCCACCACCAUUCCCAACAUUUCAUCAUACCUCGUUACCAUUCUCCCAAGCAUUAACCUUUUCAUCGUUCAACACCGAACUGCGACCGCCCUCACCGUUUCACCCAGUGUAUGGACCGCCUGCACCAGCUCAUCCUCCGCCAGCACCCCUUCCAGUACCAGCCCCCUCAUAUGGACCUCCAUCGUACGUCCCUCCGCCCCCAAUCGCUUCCUCACCAAUCCACGAAGUUCCUCCACCAUCCUAUCACAGCCACCCUGCACCCCAUUAUCAUGCCCCCCAGCAGCAGUAUGGUCCACCGCCACCGGUUGUGUCCGGUGAGUAUCUCCCUCCGGAGCAGAUCCAGCAGCUGCCACUGCAAGACACCUACGUGAACUUCAACGGCGUGAGCUCGAGUGCGGUGGCUUCCGGUAGCGUUACUGGAAACGGUUAUUAUUAAAAUACUCACUGCACGGGGCGAGCGAGAGAAAGUGCAUUAAACUCAGCCUCAGAUUAUACGUGUACGAAGUGUGUGCGUGUGUUCGAUACAUUUUCAAGUGGCGCUUAUGAGUUACACACGUUUCCCCUGUUUCGUCAUGGUAGAGACCAUCAAUUACUAAUCGGCGGUCACGCUGGCGUAGCCAGUUAUGCUCCUUUCAUUACACCGACGCGCAGCAAGCAGUAUCCCUCUCCGUGCCCGUAGAGAGGCGAAUACCGCGCAGAUGGAAGGAUGAUCCGUCCCCGGAUAGUUACACACCCACAAACACACAUCUAGCUAGGAUUGUGCAAUACCAAAAAAGGGUCUCUUCAACAUUUUAGUUUUAAGUGGGAUAUCAUGUCCACAGUUAAAGUAAGCCUUCGUUCAGUGAAUGUUUCAUUUAUAUACGUAAAGUUAUUUUUAUUCGUUAUUGAAUGUUUGGAGUAAGUUGUCGAUUCUAUUACUAGUCAUACUUCGGAGUCUAACCACACUGUUGUAUUUUUAUGUUGUAAAUACUCGGACCAAACCAGUGAUUAUUAAACUUGCAUUUUCAUAUGAAAAAAAACACGAAACCGUCCAAUUCUAUCCGCCAGAAUUGCCAUAUACUGUUAGAAAAAUUAACAAUGAAUUUGCUCAACUCGGGACAUCUGAAUGGUUACCUUCCCAUAUAAUUAAACACUUUCCCAGUUUAUUUACGCAUGAAGUAAACGAAACAAUAGCUUCAUAAGACAGAAAACGAAUAUAAAACAACUGUUACUUUUGCAAACUUCCGUAUGCCAUAUAUGAGCGAGAGUGAAGAAUAUAUAUAUUUUAUGUAAUGCAACUGUAAGUUGUUUGAAAUUGUAAUUGUAAUAAAAAUAAAUAACAGAAGUCAUGUUUGUCUCAAUGUAAAAAAAUAUUUAUUGGUAUCUACGGAAAAUUCUCGAAGCGUGAAAUAGUUUCGCAUAAAUCUAAAACUUAUAAUUGCAUAUCACAAUUGUGGAAAUGGCCAAAAUACGCUAGUGUUAAGGUGCGUUUCCAAUGGGAGAAAACUGAAAGAA